Messenger RNA from Parnassius apollo (apollo), 354 nucleotides. The record is from the annotation of a GenBank genome assembly. NCBI's taxonomy places the organism in Eukaryota, Metazoa, Arthropoda, Insecta, Lepidoptera, Papilionidae.
AUGUGUGCGCUUUGCACGUCUUUCUUCAAUUUACCAAAAAAUGCCUUAGCGGCUGGCACUGGAAGUGGUGACCGUGGUGAUCGGGGUGGUGCUGGGGGCUUCUACUCUGGUUCAGACACUGCAGGUGGUCCAGACGGAGAUUACUAUGGUUCAGGAACCAUAGAUGGUCCUGGAGGAGCAUACUCUGGUUCAGGAACUAUAGGUGGUCCUGAAGGAUCAUACUCUGGUUCUGGAAAUGUAGAUGGUCCUGGAAGAGUUUACUCUGGCUCUGGUAGUGCAGGUGGUUUAGGAGAACCUAACGUUCAACAGGAUGAUGCAAAGAACAAAAUUGACAAGAGCAGUAGUGCUGGGUAA